Messenger RNA from Sinocyclocheilus rhinocerous, 860 nucleotides. Its product is annotated as HRAS-like suppressor 3. The coding region runs from base 52 to 405 and encodes 117 amino acids. Gene Ontology annotation, biological process: N-acylphosphatidylethanolamine metabolic process. Gene Ontology annotation, molecular function: glycerophospholipid phospholipase A1 activity; A2-type glycerophospholipase activity. Lineage: Eukaryota; Metazoa; Chordata; Actinopteri; Cypriniformes; Cyprinidae. The transcript has 3 exons. Gene Ontology annotation, cellular component: cytoplasm. The record is from RefSeq and is a predicted model, not a curated record.
GUGAUUCACCUGGCACCACCCUCUGAAGAUGCUCAAGCUGGACCCUACAGUAUGAUGUCAGUAUUAUGUGACAAAGCUACAGUGAAGAAAGAAGAACUUUAUGAAGUAGUUGGGAAUGAUGAAUACUGUAUCAACAAUCUUCUGGAUGAGAAAUAUGAGCCACGUCCUGUUCGAGAGAUUCUACAGGAUGCACACAGAUUUUUGGGACGAGAACUUCCAUAUUGUGUCUUUAGAGAGAACUGUGAGCACUUUGUUACGGAGCUGAGAUACGGAAAACCACAUUCCCGCCAGGUGCGGAACGCAGUGGAGAUUGGUGUUGGAGUUGGUCUUGCUGUAGCAGCUACCUUUGGAGUUCUUGCUGCUGCUGCAGCCAUAUUCGGUUCAAAAGACAAAGAGAAACAGUAAAGACUGGGAAAUGAAGAAGUGAAAGCACAACUGCCUUUGAUAUUUAAUGUCUGUAAAAUGUUUAUUGCAUUUAAUGGAAAUAAUUAAAACAUUUAAUGUAUGCAUUAAGCAAGCUUAGUUUUAUGAGCACAAAUGGAAAUAUUCAUAAACAGAAUUUAAGAGAUUGUCAGCAACCAAACAAAAUCCCAUCUGUUGUUGUUUGAGGACUACUGCUACUGACAAAUCUCUGCCUGAAGGAUUUUUUAAAUUAAUAUUUUUCUUUAUACUAGUUUUCUAAUAACAUUUCAAGCAUUUUAAUAACCAUAUAAUCAAAAAUAGGCUGAAUAUUUGACCAAAUUAAUCCUAAAAUAAAUUGCCAUGUUUCUAUUUUUGUGCCAUUAAAUAUUUGACAUCAUAUACUAGGUGUCUGUAUUAAUUUCUUGAUGUGAUUAUACUAUACCAGCAUAUCCUAGAUG